Thelazia callipaeda (thelaziosis nematode) is the source of this 1320-nucleotide messenger RNA. NCBI's taxonomy places the organism in Eukaryota, Metazoa, Nematoda, Chromadorea, Rhabditida, Thelaziidae. The record is from the annotation of a GenBank genome assembly.
AUGAAACCAAAAAAUGGCACCAUCUAUGGUUCACGCCGAUUAAGCGAUUCAACAAUUACGACAUGUAAUAUUAUGGAGUUUGAUCCAUUUGAUGAUCGACGUGAACGAGCUUUCAAGUGUAUUAUAUCCGUCGCAAGUACUAUUAGUAUAUUCAGCUUACUCAUAUUAUGUCUGGUUGCACCAUCUGCUUAUAAUUUUGUCGACAAUAUUGGAACAUUCACUAGACAAGAUUUUGCAUACUGUGAAAGUGCAGCAGCUGAUCUUGAAGAAGAGCUCUCGAUGGUACGAAUGUCAAAUCGUAAUCGAACAAGGAGAGAAAUGCCACAGUACAGCAGUUUUAAUCCAACAAUGCUUGCUACAGAACGUGUUAUCUUUCAGGAAUGUCCUGCAUGUUGUAUGCCUGGUGAACGAGGAGCACCAGGAGAUGUUGGUCUUCCAGGACUUCCAGGAAGUCCUGGGCCAGAUGGCGCACCAGGUAGGCCUGGUGUAACUCCAAAUGCUUCUUGUAUUCCGGAACGUAUAUUCGAGCCACCACCAUGCCUUCCUUGUCCACAAGGACCAAGAGGUGUACCAGGGCAUCCUGGUUUCCCAGGUGAUCCAGGGGACCCAGGUAUACCAGGAAAACCUGGUGCUGAUGGAUUGCGUGGAAAGCCUGGUGAAGAUGGACCGCCAGGUCCAAUUGGUCCAACUGGUCUUCCAGGACCACCGGGUGACAAAGGCUUUACUCCUCAUGCUCAUGUGAUUCCUGGACCUCCAGGAGAUCCAGGUGAUCCUGGACCUUGGGGACCACCAGGAUAUCCAGGAUCAAAUGGUGAGGAUGGCUAUAGUGGUCCACCUGGAGAAAAAGGUUGGCCAGGACCACCAGGUGCUCCAGGUGCAGUUGGAUUACCUGGAGCACCAGGACCUCAAGGAGAACCAGGACCAUCAGGUACACCUGGUACUUGUGUAUGUCAAGAUACAGAAAUAGUAAUUGCGGAUAUUUCACAUCAGCAACAAAAAAAUUCAGAACCAUUAUUAAGAGCAUCAUCAUCAGAACAAAAACAAGUUAACGAAGAAAUGCUAAAACAAAGUGAACGUAAAUUGGAACCUCCCAAAUUUGAACAAGCACAAUUAACUGGACUGACAACAGAUGGAAAAAUGAAGCAAUGGCAGCUAUUAUCAAGCAAAUUACAUUCAAGCAAAAUUUCACAGCAACAACAAUUAUUAGAUAGUGAUGCAAAUCUUCAGAUUCCUUCUGCUUUUACUUCUACUUCUGCUUCUGCUCCUGCUUCUGCUUCUGCUCCUGCUUCUGUUACUGAUUCAACCAUUUAUCAAGAAUAA